AUGAAUCGUCGAAGUUCACGCAGUCAUUGCAUCUUCACCGUGAUCAUUGAACAGAGGUGUGUUCCGCUCAAUGAAACUGUGACAAGUCGACUAAGUCUGGUGGACUUGGCAGGGAGUGAAAAGGUCUCCCAGACACGAACAAUGGGUAACACUCUGAACGAGGCUAAGGACAUCAAUCGAUCGCUGUCAACGUUGGCAAAUGUCAUCAAUGCCCUGGUGGAUGGGAGCCGUCACGUACCCUACCGAAAUUCCAAACUAACUCGAAUCCUGCAACCAUCUCUGGGUGGAAAUGCCAAGACAAUUAUUGUCAUUUGUGUUUCGCCGUCAGAAGCCAACGAAUCGGAGACCAAGUCCACCCUACAUUUUGGAAUGCGAGCCAAGAGAUUGAAGAAUGAGGUGAAACGCAAUUUUGCAACGAAGACUAACCAAUGGAAACGCCUCUACGAUAAGGAGCAUGAAUCAGUCUCCCUCCUGAAGAGUGUAGUCGGUCGUCUGGAGAGCGAAGUCGGACGUUGGAGACGGGGCGAAAUAGUGCCCGGUUGUGAGUGGUUCAAACCUGAAAAGUACAUCUCUGCAUCCAAUUUUUCUAUCAACUCGUCUGCAUCGAAUUUUUGCGGACGUGUACAGGAUGAGAUGAGCCGGGAGUUGAAAGAGAAGGAAGCUCAAAUUUCGCGUCUCCAGGAGGAGAAUAGUCGGCUACAAUCAAUGAUAGCUGAUUUGAGACUCAAUGAAAUCAAAAAGUCAGCUUCCAAAUCUCAAGACGACUGUGGUGUCCUAAAGAAUGAGUUAGACCUGAAGCAGAGGCAACUUCGCGACCUGUCCAAAGUGAUGGAGGACUUCGCCUUAAGACUGGAGGCAAAAUCGCGGCAAAUGGGGGAGUUGAUGGAGGAGGUGAAUGGGCUCAGAGCUACCCUAAAACAAUACCACAACCGAGAUGAACUUGAAGUGGUGAAGCUAAAAAAGGACAUUACCAAGGAACUGCAUGACAUUGCUUCCAAACUGUACCGUGUCGGUAAAGUCUGGGUGCCUUCCAUUCCAGAUAGAUGUUUGGAGUACUCGGAGGACGUGUUGGAGGACCAAUUGGCGUAUAUGCGGUUCACCUUAAAGUGCCUCGGGGACACAGGCACUACGGUGGAGGUCAAACCUUCAAACGAUUCAAAAACGAUGCCCCAACAAAAUGUUAAGAAGGCAAGUUGA
Molecule: messenger RNA, 1197 nt
Organism: Echinococcus granulosus
Lineage: Eukaryota; Metazoa; Platyhelminthes; Cestoda; Cyclophyllidea; Taeniidae
Product: Kinesin heavy chain
Exons: 5
Coding region: 1-1197 (398 amino acids)
Biological process (GO): microtubule-based movement
Molecular function (GO): microtubule binding; microtubule motor activity; ATP binding
Source: RefSeq, a predicted model, not a curated record